AUGCAGUCGCCAAACCCAACACCUCCUGAAUUGCAGGCCUUGCAACGGGUGAUAAAGGGCUCGAAAUGCAUACGCGACCCGCUACUUGACCGUGCCCGCGGGCAUGCGUCUCAGAAACACGCGAAGCCGGUUUAUAAAGAGUUCACAUAUGCUACUGGCGAGACAAUAUCGGAUCCACGACUGCAGAAAGGCGGCCGGCUGGCGUAUAUCAACACUGAUUACCACCUCCCAAGGUCACGGUUUCGGCCGUCUCUGGAGAACUUACGACCAUAUGCAUAUGACGUAAAGACUUCGAUUGGCCCAGGGCCACCAACUCAGAUCCUCGUCACAAGAUAUAAGCCGCUAGUUCCGUUCCACAAAGUAACGGCAGUUUUUCAGGAUUUUGGCAGCAUCGCUGCUUCAAGCAAUAAAAUGCAUCCAGAAACAGGUAGCCCCCUGGGAUUCUGUACUAUUAGGUUCGCUGAUUCGACCCGGAUACGCGCUGGUCAAAGGGCUGUAUCUGGUGCCGAUGCGGCGCGGAGAGCUGUCAACGCGCGUGGACUGAAAGUCGAAGCCGAUAUGAUACGAGUACAAUUCGAUCCCGAUGGUCAAAAGAGUCGACAGAUGAUGGAAGAUUAUAUGCGCCGAGAAAAAGAAAAGCUAGACCGAGGGCGCCGCGAUGUACCAGCUGCAGGCACACCAACUGGGCCAAAGUCAGGUACAUCUCAGGAAUUCAUUCGACCACCACCGACGGCACCGAAAGGGCCAGCUUCGCAACGCGUAUUUACAGUACCAAGUACACCAUCUGUGGUCGCGACGGUGAACGAGCCUCGAAACCUUGCGACACAACUUAUUAAUGACCCUUAUAUCUUUGUCGACACCGAAAGCGUCCCGCCGAUCCCGAGUAUUAUCCCACAUAUGAAGAAAAGGUUAAAAAAUUAUGCUUUCGAGGACAUUCUUCUCGAUAAGCAAGCCGGUUACUAUAUUGUUUUCCGCCAAUCUCUUAAUGGAGAAAAAGAGGCAGAGCGGUGUUUCCGUGCAGUGAACCACACCGAAUUCUUUAACUAUAACAUGUCUAUGCAGCUUUGCGUACCUCCAGCGAACCCGCUGCCUCCACGAAAUCGACGAACACCAAGCCCUGAGCGGCCGACAGUUAGGAAACCUGUCAAGACGAAGGACGAUGAGGCGCGACGACGUCGUAGAGAGGAAGAGGCCGACAUGGAAGAAGAAAAGAAGCAGCGUGCUAAGAAUUUCGAUCCAGUCAAUGAAGCCGUCGAAGCUGUCCGGCGUGAGAUGACGGAACAUCUUAUUCGCCAUAUCCGAACUCAGGUUGCAGCUCCUUAUUUGCAAGACUUCCUCGAUCCUUCGAAUCAUCUGGCGAAUAGAAAGAAGUUUAACAUUGAUAUCGUUGACGACGAUGAUGAUGAUGAGGGCUUCAACGUUGAGAAGGUUAAAACGAGAAUCGGCACUCCAAACGCCAGAGCUGAUCCGAUUGAGCGACGUACGAGCCGAGCUGAAAUCAAAGCACUGCCUAAGAUCCGCAAAUCGAAAGUCAAAAGUCAGCCACCCCAAAAUCGGUUUAGAGACCCGUUUGCUCGGAAGCCAAUCUCGGCUUCUAAGCCAGCUUUCCGCUCUCUUCACCAUCGCCUAAAGAGUUUUGACAGUGACUACGAGUCGGAUGAUGAUGCUGAGAUCCAAGCGGCUGCUCUCAAAGCUGGAGACGUCACUCGUCCUCACAGCCGCCUUAGCAGUGAUGACGAGGCUACUAAAGAUGACUUUGUCAUGUGGGACGAGCCAGAAGAUGACUCUAUGACAGAAUCUAGUGUUCAAUUCCACCCAUCCAAAAAACGCAAGAAUGAUCAAGCAAAUCUGCUACGCCAGAAGCGAUUGAAAACAGCAAGCCACUUGCGGUUUGAUAGCGCGGAUGAUCGGUCAACGCGAGAUAACUCUGAGGAUAUUGGUAUUGAUGGCGACGUUACAGACCAUGAAAGUAGGCUUUCCCGCUCCGAGACCCCCAUACUUCCCAGCAGUAAAGAGCAGCGACGUCAAGCGCUAAAGGCUGCGAAGCUUCGUCGAGACAGUGACCAUGAUAUGGAUAGCCCUCUCAACGCUUCAACAGGUGCGCCGAUAGAAGGCGUAGAAUCACUCGAUGACGACACAGCCGCAGCAGUAGUCCAGCGGAAGAAAGACCGGCAGGCCAUCAUGGAUCGAUACAAUGACAAGAUCUUUGCUAAAAAGCCUCUCACACCCGCUCUGAAGCUUGCCGAUGGCUUCAAGCUCGACAUAACAACUUUGCAACACCUCUCCUUAUAUGGCACGGAUAAGCCAGAUACAGGCAGGCUAGAAAAACGAUUUCAUACAGCUUCCAUUGGUAAUCCGCAACUGUGGUUAUGGAGAGCACAGCGCGUGCGUGAGCUAAAUGCCUCAGAAGACACGCCGAAUGAGCCUAUCUCGAUUGAAGGAUACUACGUUCCCAACCCCUCCGGGUGCGCUAGGACUGAGGGAGUCAAGAAGAUUCUCAAUUCUGAAAAGUCAAAGUAUCUGCCACAUCACAUCAAGGUGCAAAAGGCCCGCGAGGAGAGAGAGGCCAACGCCAAAAGUGGCAAAGAUGCUUCUACAGCUGCUGCUGAAGCCGCCAAGAUGGCUGCUGAGAAGCUCGCCAAGGGCAACUCGCGUGCAAACAGGGCAACCAACCGUCGCUACGUGGCUGAUCUCAAUGAUCAAAAGAAGACACUGGGACAGGACUCUGAUGUCUUCAAGUUCAACCAACUGAAGAAGCGUAAGAAGCCCGUCAAAUUUGCUCGCUCAGCUAUCCACAAUUGGGGUCUUUAUGCCAUGGAGAACAUCAACAAGGACGACAUGAUUAUCGAGUACGUCGGCGAAGAAGUCCGUCAGCAAAUCUCCGAGAUCCGUGAGAAUAGAUAUCUCAAGAGCGGCAUUGGUAGCAGCUACUUAUUCCGAAUCGAUGAAGACACAGUCGUCGACGCGACAAAGAAGGGUGGCAUUGCAAGAUUCAUUAAUCAUAGUUGCAUGCCAAACUGCACCGCCAAGAUUAUCAGGGUGGAAGGUAGCAAGCGCAUUGUCAUUUACGCCCUGAGAGACAUUGCCAUGAACGAAGAGCUUACGUACGAUUACAAGUUCGAGAGAGAAAUUGGUAGUCUGGACCGUAUUCCCUGUCUCUGCGGAACAGCCGCUUGCAAGGGAUUCCUUAACUAA
This is a messenger RNA of [Torrubiella] hemipterigena, 3195 nucleotides long. The record is from the annotation of a GenBank genome assembly. NCBI's taxonomy places the organism in Eukaryota, Fungi, Ascomycota, Sordariomycetes, Hypocreales, Clavicipitaceae.